This is a messenger RNA of Botrytis fragariae, 1776 nucleotides long. Its product is annotated as putative monodehydroascorbate reductase protein. Lineage: Eukaryota; Fungi; Ascomycota; Leotiomycetes; Helotiales; Sclerotiniaceae. The record is from RefSeq and is a predicted model, not a curated record. The transcript is spliced from 3 exons. Bases 1 to 1776 code for a protein of 591 amino acids. Gene Ontology annotation, cellular component: cytoplasm. Gene Ontology annotation, molecular function: 2 iron, 2 sulfur cluster binding; oxidoreductase activity, acting on NAD(P)H; flavin adenine dinucleotide binding.
AUGUACGCUCUCAAAUCCUCUGUACCCAAGAACUUAAGACAUCUUAGUCGACAAGCUUUAUUCUCCCGCUCUUUAGUUCCCCACGUUCCACAUAGCAACUUCGCAAAGCAUUUCACAACCACACAAAUAACAAUGGCACAAGAGUAUAAGCUCAAGGAUCUCAGUUCCUUGGAUUUGAAGCCUGGAGAGAAGAAAGAAAUUGAAGUAGAAGGUGUAGAAGGAGGAAAGGUCUUAUUGUGCAAUGUUGGUGGAAAGGUUACGGCUAUAGGCAAUAAGUGUACACAUUAUGGUGCUCCAUUGGUCAACGGUGUUUUGACUGGAGACGGUCGUAUUACAUGCCCAUGGCACGGAGCUUGUUUCAAUGCCAGCAAUGGAGAUAUCGAAAAUGCCCCUGCUCUCGAUGCCCUCCCUUCGUUCGAGUUGUCCGAAAAGAAUGGUUCGGUAUAUGUUACAGGAGAAGAAGAGACAAUCAAGGGUAGCCGCAGAAAACCAAAUAUCAGAAUUACCGGAGGAAUCGGGUCAGAAAAGGUAGUAAUUGUUGGCGGUGGAAGUGGUGCUCUCAGUACGCUUGAAGCACUUCGCGAAGCCGGCUUCAAAGGAUCAAUUACCAUGAUCGGCAACGAAGGAUACUUACCAAUCGAUAGAACAAAAUUGUCUAAAGCUCUCAUUGAUGAUGCAUCAAAAAUUGCUUUGAGGGAUGAAGCUUGGUUCAAAGACGGAUCAAUCACAACUGUCAAUGAUACUGUCACUAGUGUUGACUUCUCGGGAAAGAAGGUAGCGACGAAGAAUGGUAGCUCUUUCCCUUAUACGAAGUUGGUUUUGGCUUCUGGUGGAUCUCCAAAGAGUUUGCCUUUGCCUGGCUUCAAAGAGCUGGGUAAUAUCUUUCUCCUCCGUAAUAUUCAUCAUGUGAAAGGCAUCGUGGCGGCUAUUGGGGAGAAGAAUAAGAAGAUUGUCAUCAUUGGAAGCUCAUUUAUCGGAAUGGAAGUUGCGAAUGCUACAGCUAAGGAUAAUGAUGUUACGGUUGUUGGCAUGGAAUCUGCACCACUUGAGAGAGUUAUGGGUGCUGAAGUCGGUAGAAUCUUCCAAAAGGCCUUAGAAGGAAAUGGUGUUAAGUUCCAUAUGGAAGCUGGUGUUGAAAAGGCCGUACCUUCGAAGUCGGAUUCUUCUAAAGUUGGAGGUGUACAAUUGAAGGACGGUACGACCCUUCAAGCAGAUUUGGUGAUCCUAGGGACAGGUAUCAGUCCUGCAACGGAAUACUUGAAAGACAACAAAUCAGUUGAACUUCGUGAAGAUGGUUCAUUGGCAACUGAUGAAAACUUCAUCGUUUCGGGUCUUAAAGAUGUUUACGCUAUUGGUGAUAUCGCAGCUUAUCCAUAUAAUGGUCCUGGUGGCGAAGGAAGUUUAGCCCGAAUUGAGCACUGGAAUGUGGCACAAAACUCAGGAAGAAGUGUUGCCACACAUAUCAACAACCCCUCCGCAAAGCCUAAAUCAUUCAUUCCAAUUUUCUGGUCAGCACUCGGCUCACAACUCAGGUAUUGUGGUAAUACUAUCAAUGGUUGGGAUGAUCUCGUAUUGCAGGGUGAGCCAGAGAAAGCGAAGUUUGUGGCUUAUUAUUGCAAAGGAGAGACUGUCGUCGCUGUUGGUACUAUGCAAUUUGAUCCAAUCAUGACACAGGCGUCAGAGUUGAUGAGAAGAGGAAAGAUGCCAAGCAAGAGUGAAUUAAAAAAGGGACUUAAGCUUGAGAGCGUUGAUAUUCCUGCUGAGGUUAAGAUAUAA